This is a messenger RNA of Procambarus clarkii (red swamp crayfish), 1167 nucleotides long. Lineage: Eukaryota; Metazoa; Arthropoda; Malacostraca; Decapoda; Cambaridae. The record is from RefSeq and is a predicted model, not a curated record.
GGCGUUAUGGCUGAAGAAGGAACCAAGUUGUUCCCAUACUACCGAGUGGUCUUCAACUCCUCCGACUACCACGAUGCCUACGACGAGCUCCAACGACUCUCAGAUGAGGUUCUCACCCGCCUGGCCAGCAGUACGACCACUGACGCCGACGACCCCCUCCCCCCACACCACCACAACUCCCCCACCACACUACAAGAGGUGUCGACCUCUCCACUCUCCCUGGUGUACAACCUGACCAGUGGACUCGACCUGGGCCUCAACUGGUCGACUCAACCGCUCGUGCCUUGCGUCGGAGUCGACUCCUCCAACUGUACCAACGUCUUCGACCUCGACAGCCUGUCACUCGACCUCCUCAAUGGGACCACUGUCUCCGGCUCGACCUUCGGCGUCGACUUCAAUGGCUCCUUGGACGCUCUGGGAGACGGGUACGACGCUCUGAACGCCAGUAACUUCACUACGCCCGGCGCUGAUCUCCACAGUAUAGUGCCAGCCAUCGACAGGUACUCCAUAUAUGAGGUGAUCCUGAUCGCGGUGGUGGCUGGCUUCCUCUCCAUCGCCACCCUGCUGGGCAACCUGAUGGUGAUGAUUAGCUUUAAGAUAGACAAGCAACUCCAGACCAUCAGUAACUACUUCCUCUUCUCCCUGGCUGUGGCCGACAUUACUAUCGGGCUGGUGUCGAUGCCCCUCUUCACCCUCUACACCCUGAUGGGCUACUGGCCCCUCGGCCCCAUCGUCUGCGACACCUGGCUCGCCCUCGACUACCUGGCCUCCAACGCCUCCGUUCUCAACCUUCUCAUCAUCUCCUUCGACCGGUACUUCAGUGUAACCCGGCCACUCACCUACCGAGCGAAGAGAACGACCCGUCGGGCAGCCGUGAUGAUUGGCUCAGCUUGGAUCAUCUCACUCAUCCUCUGGCCGCCCUGGAUAUACUCAUGGCCCUAUAUCGAGGGCUACAGGUCAGUCCCAGCGGGCGAGUGCUACAUCCAGUUCAUCGAGACGAAUGAGUACGUGACAUUCGGGACAGCCAUCGCCGCCUUCUACCUGCCUGUGACUGUCAUGUGCGGCCUCUACUGGCGGAUCUGGAGGGAGACGGAGAAGCGGCAGAAGGACCUCACCAACCUCCAGGCGGGCAAGAAGGACCCUAGUAAGAGGUCCAACUCGAGGUGA